GAUUUUGGAUUUUUUAAUUAAUAUAAACCCAGCCCAUUUGACGGAUUGAUCCGUAAAUAGCAUCUUGACGGACCCGGUCCGUGGGCGACGUGGCGGAAAGAGAUUGGACGGAGGAGCGUUUGUGUUUGGUAUUGGCGAAAAAAACCUCAUUUCGACGAAAGCAAAGAAAAAAAAAACCUCUCAACUCUCCAGGGCGAUUUGUCGGAUCCCACCGUCGCGAUUCAACUCCGUCUGAUCCUCAAGGUAAGUAGAAGCGUUUUCUUUUCUAUCGAUCUCCUGUGGUUGUUUCCAUUUAUAUUCAAUAGAUUUGGGAUCGUUUCGUAUCAAAAUUAGGGUUCGAAAAAAAUCUGCGAUUUGGGGAUUUUUUAUAUUAGGGUUUGAAAACCCUUUUGGGUCUCGAUCGCUUUUGGGAUUUGAAAACCCUUUUGGGUCUCGAUCAAUUUAGGGAUUUGAAAACCCUUUUCGGGUCUCGAUCGAUUUAGGGAUUUAAACAUUGUGCAUUUUUUCCAUUCGAUUUAGGGUUGCGACUCUAUUUAGUGUUGAUAUGUUCGUCUUUCUUAUUGUUUUUCAAAAUUAAUGCUAAUUUUUGUGUUUUGCUUGUCUCUUUCUUUGCAGGUUAACGAAAAUGGGAAGGUAUAGCUAUAGCCAGCAGUCCUCAUCAUCAGCGUCCGUCGACAUCACCUCACUUCUCGAAGCUGAAGCUCAGGGUUACGCCGAUGAAGCUCAGAGUAGCUUCGAUAAUGGAGAGCCGUUUCAGAACCAACCUCAACCUGAGGGGGAUGAUGGCAUCCCGACGAUCUGCUACUGUGGGAGUGAGCCGGUUGUUGCUACAGCCUACACGGAAAAAGAUCCAGGCCGUAGGUAUUUCACCUGCAACAAUGUCGUUGAUGGAGCCACUCACAUCUGGAAGUGGUGGGAUGACGCGGUCAUGGAGGAGAUGAGGGACUUUCAGACGGAGAUAAGACGGCUUAAGGAAGCAGUUGCAGAGAGAGAGCAGAAGCUGCUGCUGCUAGAGAAGACUGUGUACGACGCAGGAAAGGAUACCACACGAGUUAAGCUAAUGGUGUGCCUGCUAGUGGUCAUAGGUUUGGUAAUCUUGGUUCUACAUGGAGUAGCUUCAAAGGCUUCAAUGGGGAGUGUUCUAUCACCUGUCCAAUGGCGAAAAAAGUAAAGGUACUCUGCUUUUCUUUUCUAUCACUUGACAAUGUAUAUUCCGUAAAAAAAAAAUUCCAAUAGUUUUGUAGAUUAAUUGAAUGAUUUUUGUAGGUAGAUAAAAACCCGUGUGAUUUGAUUGGAUGGUGUUUGGUUAAAUAGCUGUUAUAGUACAUAGGAUUUAUUGAAUGGUGUUUGGUUAAAUAGCUGUUAUAGUACAUAGGAUUUAUUGAAUGGUGUUUGGUUAAAUAGCUGUUAUAGUACAUAGGAUUUAACUAGGACUGUAUUAAUAAAUGCUACUGAUAUUUGUUAAUUGCUUUUAGUUUGCUUCCUAUCUUCCUAACUGCUCAGAUUUGAUAGGGUGUUAUUGUAUAAUAAAUUAGAACUUGUAUUACUUAAGGCUCUGUGUAACUACUUGAGUAACACAGAGCAUUUUUACAGCCAUGUCGGGUUAUAGACACCUUCUGUACAGUCAAAUCCCAGUAGAUCUUGAAUCACCCGAGCCUUUUUGGCUCGGGUCUCAAGCUCCUGAUGAUUCUCCUAGCGAAAUCUCUCCUGAGUGUCCUAGCCAAAUCCCUCCUGAGUGUCCCAGUCAAGUCCCUGGUCAGUCUCGUAGGCAAGUCCCUGGUCAGUCUCGUAGGCAAGUCCCUGAGGAGUCUGUUAAGACCUUUCCAGAUAGAAGGAAAUAUACACCCAAAGAGGAUAGGAUCCUUAUUGGUGCUUGGCUUAACACCAGUAAGGACCCUCUCGUAGGCAACGAGCAGAGAGCUGUUGCUUUCUGGAAGCGUAUUGUAGACUACUACAACGCCAGCCCUCAGCUCGUUGGGGAAGUACCGCGGGAGGUUACUUCUUGUAAGCAGAGGUGGUCUAGGAUCAAUCAUGAAGUAUCCAGAUUCACUGGUUGCUACAACCAGGCGCUGAGGGAGCAGAGAAGCGGCCAAAAUGAUGAUGAUGUGAUCAAAGCUGCUUACGACAUAUUCUUCACCAAGUACGAUACCAAGUUCACACUCGAUCACUGCUGGAGAGAGCUCAGGCAUGAGCAGAAAUGGGCCUCCACAUAUAUGGCUAAGGAUGGUGGAAAGGAAAAGCGGAGGCCGGUGGUGGAUCUUGACGGACCAGAAGAAAAUGUUGUUGGAGAAGAUGAGGAUAGACCCGUCGGGGUAAAGGCUGCGAAAGGUGCCAGUAAGAAGAAGAAGAGUGGUCGAGAUGAGGAGUUGUCUAAGCUACAAGGCGUUUUGAAACUUAAGGAAAAACUUUCUAGAAAUAAAGUCCUUGAUCGCUUGCUGGCCAAGAAAGAGCCAUUGUCUGAGAUCGAAACAACACUAAAAAUGAAGCUUAUGUCUGAAAUGUUAUGAUGUGUACUGUGUGUUCUUUGAGGUCACUUGUAGGAAAAGUUAGUACUUGUUGUGUGAUGUGUGUACUUGCUUAGUUGUUACAGCUAAACUAACCAUUUUUUAAACGUGUUGUUGCAGGUAGUUCUUUGAGGUCACGGGAGUUGUCACGGGUGGAUUUAGAGUACUGAGAGCAUUUUGGCAUGUAGCUCCUGCUCAUAAGUCACGGGUUUUCUCUUCUUGUAGUAUAAGUACUCGGAUAUGUAUGUCUUUCUCCUCAACAUCAAAAACCUUAUCAUCAAAACCUUUGUAAUAUUUUGGAACGAAAACCAUUGUAAUAUUUGUCUGCUACUUGCUUCUCUCAAUCCUUUGUAUCCAUCUCAUCAACUUGCUUCUCUGUACCAUAACCAUAAUCAGGUUUCGGUUGUUGUUUCAUAUGGCUUACAUGCAUUUUGUUUCAGUUUUACAUGCAUUUUGCUCGCUAUCGUCUUUGGCAUCUUAGGUUUUACAUGCUUGUUAAUAUGGCUUACAUGCAUUUUGUUUCAGUUUUACAUGCUUGUUAAUAUAUGUUUUAACUUUUAACUAGUUGUAUCAGUUAUAAGAACGGCUAUAUUUAUUCUCACUUUGUUUCUAGAAUUUUCUUCAUUUAUAAAAACUAGAAUCCCAAACUACCAAAAAAUAAGAAAAGAUUUAAAAGUAGAAAAAUUCAAAAUAUUUUUAACUUAUAAGAAAAAAAUAGAAAAGAUUUAAAAGUAGAAAAAAUCAAAAUAUUUUUAACUAGAAAA
Messenger RNA from Brassica rapa (field mustard), 3268 nucleotides. RefSeq names its product glutathione S-transferase T3-like. NCBI's taxonomy places the organism in Eukaryota, Viridiplantae, Streptophyta, Magnoliopsida, Brassicales, Brassicaceae. The record is from RefSeq and is a predicted model, not a curated record.